Messenger RNA from Sorex fumeus (smoky shrew), 3797 nucleotides. RefSeq names its product diacylglycerol kinase zeta (gene DGKZ). Gene Ontology annotation, molecular function: ATP-dependent diacylglycerol kinase activity; protein binding. The record is from RefSeq and is a predicted model, not a curated record. NCBI's taxonomy places the organism in Eukaryota, Metazoa, Chordata, Mammalia, Eulipotyphla, Soricidae. Gene Ontology annotation, cellular component: nucleus. Gene Ontology annotation, biological process: intracellular signal transduction; regulation of synaptic transmission, glutamatergic; lipid phosphorylation.
GCCGGGUGCCCUGCCAUGGAGACCUUCUUUAGGAGACAUUUCCAGCGGAAGGCGCAGGGCCCCGGGGAGUGCCAGCGGCGGCCCAGUGGCGUGGGGCUGCCCACUGGCAAGGCCCGGCGUCGCUCCCCCGCCGGCCAGGCCUCAUCGUCCCUGAUGCAGCGGCGCCGCUCCAGUGCCCAGCUCCAGGGCUGCCUCCUGGGCUGUGGGCUGGGGAGCCAGGACAGCCGCCGGCGCUCCAGCACCGCGCCCCCCGCCCGCAACGCCCGCUUCGUCGUGGAAGAGAUGCCCGCCACGCUGCCUCUGCCCCAAGGGCCCGCGCCCCCGCCCUUGGCCAGCCUUGGGGGCAUGAGGGAGGAGGAGGAGAACAGGGCCCUGGUGGCCUUGCAGGGGCCCCGGCCUCUGCUGCCCGUGCCCCGGUGGCAGCGCCAGCGCCGCGCCUCCCACCUGCUCCCUGCAGACGCCGUGUCCGACCCGGCCCUCUGGGGCCUGCACGGCUACUACCGGCGUCUUAGCCAGCAGCGGCCCGCGGGCCAGAACCUCGGCCUCCAGGGCCGAAGAGCCUCGGGCACCACUGUGGGGACCCCGGUGCCCGCCCGAAGGCACCUCCUCUCCCGCAGGCGCCAGGUGGCCCUGCGGCGCAAGUCCCCUGGACCCCAGGCCUGGAGCGCCCAGCUUGUGAAAGCCAUCGCCAAGUCGGGCCUCCAGCACCUGGCACUGCCGCCCCCCACGCCCGGCGCCCCGUGCACUGAGCCAGCCCGGCAGAUCCCGAGCACCGUGGACUGGAGCGAAUCGGCUACGAAUGGGGAGCAUAUCUGGUUUGAGACCAACGUGUCGGGGGACUUCUGCUAUGUCGGGGAGCAGUACUGCGUAGCCAAGAUGCUGCAGAAAUCAGUGUCCCGGAGGAAGUGUGCAGCCUGCAAGAUUGUGGUACAUACCCCCUGCAUUGAGCAGCUGGAAAAGAUCAACUUCCGCUGUAAGCCGUCCUUCCGGGAAUCGGGCUCCAGGAAUGUCCGCGAGCCAACCUUCGUACGGCACCACUGGGUGCACCGGCGGCGGCAAGACGGCAAGUGCCGGCACUGCGGGAAGGGCUUCCAGCAGAAGUUCACCUUCCACAGCAAGGAGAUCGUGGCUAUCAGCUGCUCCUGGUGCAAGCAGGCCUACCACAGCAAGGUGUCCUGCUUCCUGCUGCAGCACAUCGAGGAGCCGUGCUCGCUGGGCGCACACGCCGCCCUGGUGGUCCCGCCCACCUGGGUACUCCGCGCCCGCCGGCCCCAGAACACACUCAAGGCCAGCAAGAAGAAGAAGCGGGCGUCCUUCAAGAGGAAGUCGAGCAAGAAGGGUCCCGAGGAGGGCCGCUGGAGACCUUUCAUCAUCAGGCCCACCCCGUCCCCCCUAAUGAAGCCCCUGCUGGUGUUUGUGAACCCCAAGAGUGGGGGCAACCAGGGCGCUAAGAUCAUCCAGUCCUUCCUCUGGUAUCUCAACCCCCGACAAGUCUUCGACCUGAGCCAAGGAGGCCCCAAGGAGGCGCUGGAGAUGUACCGCAAAGUGCACAACCUGCGGAUCCUGGCGUGUGGGGGCGACGGCACGGUUGGCUGGAUCCUCUCCACGCUGGACCAGCUGCGCCUAAAGCCGCCGCCCCCUGUUGCCAUCCUGCCCCUGGGCACGGGCAACGACUUGGCACGCACCCUCAACUGGGGUGGGGGCUACACAGAUGAGCCGGUGUCCAAGAUCCUGUCCCACGUGGAGGAGGGGAACGUGGUACGGCUGGACCGCUGGGACCUGCAGGCUGAGCCCAACCCCGAGGCCGGCCCCGAGGAGCGUGACGAGGGCGCCACUGACCGGCUGCCCCUGGACGUGUUCAACAACUACUUCAGCCUGGGCUUCGAUGCCCACGUCACCCUGGAGUUCCACGAGUCUCGAGAGGCCAACCCGGAGAAAUUCAACAGCCGCUUCCGGAACAAGAUGUUCUAUGCCGGCACCGCCUUCUCUGACUUCCUGAUGGGCAGCUCCAAGGACCUGGCCAAGCACAUCCGCGUCGUGUGUGACGGGGUGGACCUGACUCCCAAAAUCCAAGACCUGAAGCCCCAAUGCAUUGUUUUCCUGAACAUCCCCAGGUACUGUGCAGGCACCAUGCCCUGGGGUCACCCCAGCGAACAUCACGAUUUUGAGCCCCAGCGGCAUGAUGACGGCUACCUCGAGGUCAUCGGCUUCACCAUGACGUCCCUGGCCGCGCUGCAGGUGGGCGGGCAUGGGGAGCGGCUGACGCAGUGCCAGGAGGUGCUGCUCACCACGGGCAAGGCCAUCCCGGUGCAGGUGGACGGCGAGCCCUGCCGCCUGGCGGCCUCCCGCAUCCGCAUCGCCCUGCGCAACCAGGCCACCAUGGUGCAGAAGGCCAAGCGGCGCAGCGCGGGGCCCCUGCACAGCGACCAGCAGCCGGUGCCCGAGCAGCUGCAGAUCCAGGUGAGCCGGGUCAGCAUGCACGACUACGAGGCGCUGCACUAUGACAAGGAACAGCUCAAGGAAGCCUCCGUGCCCCUGGGCACCGUGGUGGUUCCUGGAGACAGCGACCUGGAGCUUUGCCGCACCCUUAUAGAGAGGCUGCAGCAGGAGCCUGAAGGGGCUGGAGCCAAGUCCCCCAUGUGCCAGAAGCUGUCCCCCAAGUGGUGCUUCCUGGACGCCACCACCGCCAGUCGCUUCUACAGGAUCGACCGAGCGCAGGAACACCUCAACUAUGUGACUGAGAUCGCACAGGACGAGAUUUACAUCCUGGACCCUGAGCUGCUGGGGGCAUCGGCGCAGCCUGACGUCCCCACCCCCACCUCCCCGCUCCCCACCUCGCCCUGUUCUCCCACACCCCGGUCACGGCCAGGUGGUGACGCAGCCCCUAGAGGUGAGGAGCUGGUCGAGGCUGCCCAGAGGAAUGACUUCUGCAAGCUCCAGGAGCUGCACCGAGCUGGGGGUGACCUCCUGUACAGGGACGAGCGGGGCCGCACCCUCCUUCACCACGCGGUCGGCAGCGGCAGCAAGGAGGUGGUCCGAUACCUGCUGGAGCACGCCCCCACAGAGAUCCUUGAUGCCGUGGAGGAAAACGGGGAGACCUGUCUGCACCAGGCGGCGGCCCUAGGCCAGCGCACCAUUUGUCACUACAUCGUGGAAGCUGGGGCCUCUCUCAUGAAGACGGACCAGCAGGGAGAUACGCCCCGGCAGCGGGCUGAGAAGGCGCAGGACUCGGAGCUGGCGGCCUACCUGGAAAAGCGGCAGCAUUACCAGAUGGUGCAGCGCGAGGACCAGGAGACGGCGGUGUAGCGGAGCCCCGCGCCCACCUCACUGCCACAUUCCAGCAGGACGGCCUGGGGGGACCCUGCUCCAGGGAAGGAGCCCCUAGCUGCACCCUGAGGAGCUGCUCGGACCUGGGGCUCCAUUCCUGGGAGCUGGGGCAGUUUGACCUGCUCCAGCAAGUUCCCGCCCCAGAAGCCCGACCAGACCAAGAGGCUCCCAGGAACCGGAAGUUGGACUGAGCCCGAGAGGGGCUCCAAGGAGCCUGGGGACUGGAGGCGGAGGGGCGGAGGUCCCAGGAGGGAGCUUCCCAAGAACCCAGCCCCGGGGCGCCCCGACCCCGUCCUGCAGGGCUUUCUGCAGCCCGGCCUGCCAGCUGACCUGCUUGGCCCCCCACCUGGGCGCCCCCCUCUUGUACCCAGUCAUUUCAUCGGGGACUGUGUGGCCUGGGGGGGGGUGGGGCUCUCCCAGUGACAUGUUUACAGCUGGGUGUGACUCAGUAAAUGGACUUUUUUCCUUUC